AUUUUUUUUACCCCCACCCCAUAAUCUUUGUCCAAUCAGAGGCAGAGGCUGCUGUAGCGAUGAACAAGCAGGAUAUGGCUGAUGAAGCUCUCUUCUUGCUCCUGCACAAUGAGAUUAUAUCGUGUGUUUAUAAAGCCGAGGGAGAUGCGGACAAUGGGAAGUGUAUUACUAAACUGGAGAACAUGGGAUUUCGUGUUGGACAAGGUUUAACAGAGAGAUCUACCAAGGACACGGCAAGAUUCAAAGAUGAACUAGACAUAAUGAAAUUUGUCUGCAAAGAUUUUUGGACGACCGUGUUUAAGAAGCAGAUUGACAAUCUCCGGACCAAUCAUCAGGGUAUUUAUGUGCUUCAGGAUAAUAAAUUCCGACUCAUAACCCAGAUGUCUGCAGGAAAACAGUAUCUUGAACAUGCGCCAAAGUACCUGGCAUUUAGCUGUGGUUUAAUUAGAGGAGGCUUGUCUAACUUAGGAAUAAAGAGCAUCGUCACAGCAGAAGUCUCAGUAAUGCCUGCAUGCAAAUUCCAGGUGAUGAUUCAGAAGCUGUAGAACAAGAUGGCGUCUGAUGAGCGGUGUUCAAAAACAAAACUUAUUGUACGCAUCGCCACGUGUCAAACAUUAAGGAGCCAGUCUGUUGUUUUGUAUUUAUUUUUGAUUUUCAUUUUGAGGUUCACAAAUUAACUGACAUUCCCAUUUGCUGUUGCUUUUAUACUUUAGUUAGUGGUUUUAUCAUCAGAGCUGAUUUUUCUCCGUUUUGCCCAGUAAGGUGCUGCUGUGGGAAAAAAAAUGAAGCACACUAAAGUAUUUUACAGGAAAACAGAUUUAUUAAAACUGACCUUAUGUCACAUGGGCAGAUUAUGGUCACGUGACCUGCUGCCAGCACAACUAGAUCAUGUGAGCAGUUUCACCAUAUAUCUGUAGGGCCAGGUUUCAUUGGGAGUGUACAUAACUGGUUAUCAGGGGGAUAACUCUGACUGUUAGGAACAAAUCUCUUUUAAACAUUGUAAAAUAGCUCAGAAUAUAUUUAUUAAUUAAAACUUAUGCAACUAUUGGCUGCCAUAAGGAAACACUAUUUUGUAGUUUACAGAUAUAAAUUUACUAAUAGCUGUUGAGACUAUUUCCACCCCGAAUUUCAUCUAGAUUUCAAACCUUCUAUUCCCAUAAUUCUCAUUUCAAAAUGAAAAACUGGGACAAAUAAAGUCAUGCCCAGUUAUAGACAUGCCCUAACCCAUGAAAACCCUCUCCAACUUUCUGGUAAAUUAAAUCUCUGAUACUUAGAGAGAAAGUCCCAAUGUUAAAACCUUAAAAGGUUAUUAUCUUACCAGAAAUGUGUGUGGCCCUGGGUACUCAUGCCCCAGACCUACAGCUCAAGGUGGGGGUAUCCAACCAAAGAUGAAAACGACACGCACUCACAAAUCCCACAAACAGGCUUGUAAAAGAACUGAGAAGUUUAUUUAGGCCACAAAAUAGAUAAAUACAUAUCCUUACAUGUUGCGUGCCAAUAGGCUGUACUAAUUCAGAGAUGUCCUUUCUAAAUAGGAACAAUUGCAAUGAAUGUUUUUUUUUAUUA
This is a messenger RNA of Xenopus laevis (African clawed frog), 1566 nucleotides long. RefSeq names its product trafficking protein particle complex subunit 6B (gene trappc6b.S). Gene Ontology annotation, cellular component: trans-Golgi network; endoplasmic reticulum; cis-Golgi network. The record is from RefSeq and is a predicted model, not a curated record. The coding region runs from base 60 to 545 and encodes 161 amino acids. The transcript has 6 exons. Lineage: Eukaryota; Metazoa; Chordata; Amphibia; Anura; Pipidae. Gene Ontology annotation, biological process: endoplasmic reticulum to Golgi vesicle-mediated transport; Golgi vesicle transport.